UCGAUAUUUUGAUAUAUUUCCAACAACUCUAGCUUUGUUUUGGAAGAAAUUAAAAAAAUUGGAGAUGCACUUCAAGACAUUACCCAUUUAUCUGGGCCUCGUGCCUCUACUCCUCCAGGUCACAAGUGCUGUCCCCGAGGAGGAGCAGGGCGUUCGCUAUGCCAAUCGCUGUGAAGCCUGCAAAAUCCUGGCCGCCGAACUGGAGGCGCGGCUCGGUGAGACCGGCAAGUCCCAUGAUGUGAUCGAGAUCGGCUAUUCCUUGGAUGAUGUGAAGCCAAAAAAGCGCACGGAAUACCGGCGAAGUGAGCUGCGGCUGCUGGAGUCUCUGGAGAACGUCUGCGAGCGUGUACUCGAGUACAAUCUGCACAAGGAACGGACGGACAGCACGAGAUUCGCCAAGGGCAUGUCGCAGACCUUCCAAACCCUUCACGGCCUGGUGGACAAGGGCGUCAAAGUGGAUCUGGGCAUACCCUACGAACUGUGGGACAAGCCACCCGUCGAAGUCACCCAAAUGAAGACGCAGUGUGAAAAUAUGCUGGAGGAAUACGAGGAAAGGAUCAGUGAUUGGUACUUUGCUCAGGAUAAGAAGUCCCUGAAGAAGCACCUUUGUGAGGAUCAUGUCCUCAAGAGGAAGGAAGAACGAGAAUGUCUUAAGGAGGAACUGCCACCACCGAAACCCAAAAAAACGGACAAAAAGAAGUCGAAAGGAGAUAAAGAGGAAUUGUGAGGCCAAAGAGCAAAUGCAUAUCAAAUGAACUAAAUUCUAAUCAAUUCCAUUUCGUUAAGAAGAUUCAAGUUAAUUUUUAAAUAUUUGAUAGCAUUUAUACGAUUUCUCAACAUUUUAGGUAUAAGUAAUAGAAGUUUAAUAUUUUUUUUAAUUUGCUUGAGAAAUGGAAUUACAUUAGAAUAAAACUGUAGUUUAAAGA
Messenger RNA from Drosophila serrata, 926 nucleotides. It is a transcript of the gene CNPYb, whose product is annotated as FGF signaling regulator protein canopy b. NCBI's taxonomy places the organism in Eukaryota, Metazoa, Arthropoda, Insecta, Diptera, Drosophilidae. The record is from RefSeq and is a predicted model, not a curated record.